AUGGCUCACGUAAAGAAUGUUCUUGUCACCGGUGGCGCCGGUUUCAUCGGAGGCUCCGUAGUAGCCACUCUUAUUGCCCGGACCACCGCUCCAGUGAAGGAUCUAAACGUUAGCACCGUCAUUCGCUCGGAGGACCAGGCCAAAGCACUGUCGAAGCUAGGCAUCAAUGUCAUCCAAGCCGAUCUUUUCGAUGAAAAGGCCAUUCUAGAUGCAGUGCUUAACAAUGAGAUUGAUCUUAUCGUCCAUGCGGCCAGCUCGUUUGUUUUGCCUCUUGGCCUUAACCUUGUGAGAGCCCUUGGCCAGCGAGGCAAAACAACCGGCAGGAAGACGUACUUUAUCAACUCAUCAAUUACUACUCCCUUCUCCGAGGAUGGGGGUUGGCCUGAGGGAGAGGUCAAGGAUACUGACAAUUUGUACGAGACGGAGAAGCAGAUCGACGAUGGCCAUCCAGUCCGUAUCACCGACAUUGGCCUCGUAGAAGAAUCUAAGGCACAAGGUGUUGAAUUUUUCAAUGUGGCUGUUCCUGUUGUCUAUGGAAGAGGCAGCGGAGAGUGGAAAAAGCUAUCUACGAACAUCCCUGCAUUCGUUCGAAAGAGCGUCGAGAAGAAGAUCGUCUACAAGUUUGAGAAAGAUGGAAACCCCCCCGCGAUCCAUGUUGCCGACUUGGCCGAUCUGUACGUCGUGCUUGUAGAGAAGAUUCUUCAAGGACAAUCGAUCCCCAAUGGGAAGAACGGCUAUUAUUUCGGGUUUGCUCACAGACUCCCUUGGUGGAAGACCAUGGAGCGCAUUGCUGCUGGACUUCAUGCCCGAGGCCUGGUAGCAGAGCCCAAGGCGCAAGUCUGGCCAAGUUGGGAGGAGGCUGCCGCGCAACUCAAAUGGCCGGUCCAGCAUAUUCACGCCAUGGGCGCAGCUACCGGGCAACAAGUUGCCGUCAACCCAUACUUGCUGGGAUGGCAGCCCAAAUGGAACCAGAAGAGCUUCUUGGAUAGCAUCGAUGAUGAGAUUCAAGCCGCAUUGGACGAUAAGCCGCUGAAAAGUACUCUCUUUGACACUAUCUUGUGA
Clonostachys rhizophaga is the source of this 1062-nucleotide messenger RNA. NCBI's taxonomy places the organism in Eukaryota, Fungi, Ascomycota, Sordariomycetes, Hypocreales, Bionectriaceae. The record is from the annotation of a GenBank genome assembly.